Caenorhabditis remanei is the source of this 420-nucleotide messenger RNA. RefSeq lists its product as uncharacterized. The coding region runs from base 1 to 420 and encodes 139 amino acids. The transcript has 4 exons. The record is from RefSeq and is a predicted model, not a curated record. Lineage: Eukaryota; Metazoa; Nematoda; Chromadorea; Rhabditida; Rhabditidae.
AUGAAAAUUUUCCUUCUUUUCCUCCUAUUCUCCCCAUCCCUCUCGGAUCCAAUCGACUUUGAAGUCUUCAUCCGUUGCGACCGCUCCAUUCCCUAUUGGUGCGCUGAUUUGACUGUCUAUGAGGCGGAUGAUUACCGCAGCGCUGUCUUGAUAACUCAAAUGUUUUGUACAAGUGAUGCCUCGAAAAAUUUCGUCUACGAUCCUAUAUAUCCGUAUGAUGGUGUGUCGUUGCAGUACGAAUUCAACUACCAACUCAGACAUAACUGCACUUCAAACAAAAAACGUGCGUGUAUUCAACCGGACAUUGCUAUCGAUGCUCCUGUUGAUGGGAGACACUCCGUGCCAUUCUACAUCAAAGCCUACAACACCGGAUCCUCGAAAUGUCGAAAUGUCGGUAUGGGACCAGAACAGGACGCUUAA